Messenger RNA from Punica granatum (pomegranate), 818 nucleotides. NCBI's taxonomy places the organism in Eukaryota, Viridiplantae, Streptophyta, Magnoliopsida, Myrtales, Lythraceae. The record is from RefSeq and is a predicted model, not a curated record.
CCCACGGUACCGUCCUCUACAUAAUGCCCACGAGCUCUCCAAACGGCCCAAACGCGAUUUUUCAUAUCAGCCAGUCCCCAAACUAUAGUUAGUGGUUGGACAGGAUCGCGAAAUCAAAAUGUCUCGUGCCAAUUCUACCGAUCGUCCGACCCUAAGGCCAAGUGACCAGGCAACUGAUCAGUUCUCCCAAACAUUUAAAGAAGCUCUCGUCUACCCACUUCAAUGGUUAGCGACUCUUGCUGGAGCUAUGCAUUUGUUCGCAAGAGAUCAAGCAACUCGGGUCAUGAUGAGUCUGAUUUUACUUUCGUACCUGGCCGCUUAUUCAUGGAUAGUGCAGGGAGAUCCCGACCCAGCAUUUAUCGACAUCGUAUUCAACUACGUUCUUCCCAUACUGGGAGAUCUGUUUUUCGGGUUAAUUAUCCACUCGAUUCUCGCUUCCCCCUUCAAGUGGCCAAUCAUCGGCUUGUUUCCAAUCAUGAUGAUGGCAACAAACCCGCACCAUUAUCAUCUUCGCGAGGGGAUUAUGUCUAUUCUGAAAACAACACGUUAUUCAGCGUUCAAUUAUUUCGUGCAGCUGGUUAGGAGUAAGGUGAUGCUGCCCCGCGAUGCAGUCGGGGCAACCCAAGCGAACCAUGACCAUGAAUCGAGGGACCGGCCGACUUAAAAGUUCCAUUGGGAUCUAGCAGCGUAACUGUGCAUCUCGAGUUUUGUCCUCAGUCUUUUUCACCCUGCUGUUAUUUGAAGAGAAAUAUCUGUUGUACAAAUAAGAGUGAUAAAAGACUCUUCAGCUUUAAUAUGCAAGGAACCUUUCUUUACAA